Molecule: messenger RNA, 1305 nt
Organism: Echinops telfairi (small Madagascar hedgehog)
Lineage: Eukaryota; Metazoa; Chordata; Mammalia; Afrosoricida; Tenrecidae
Gene: PIM1
Product: Pim-1 proto-oncogene, serine/threonine kinase
Exons: 6
Coding region: 31-972 (313 amino acids)
Biological process (GO): negative regulation of apoptotic process; protein autophosphorylation
Cellular component (GO): cytoplasm
Molecular function (GO): ATP binding; protein serine/threonine kinase activity
Source: RefSeq, a predicted model, not a curated record
GGACCCUGCGCCGACGCCCCGGAGGUUGGGAUGCUCUUGUCUAAGAUCAACUCGCUUGCCCACCUGCGCGCCGCGCCCUGCAACGACCUGCACGCCACCAAGCUGGCGCCUGGCAAGGAGAAGGAGCCCCUGGAGUCGCAGUAUCAGGUGGGCCCGCUGUUGGGCAGCGGAGGCUUCGGCUCGGUCUACUCCGGCAUUCGCGUCGCCGACAACUUGCCGGUGGCCAUCAAGCACGUGGAGAAGGACCGGAUUUCCGAUUGGGGCGAGCUGCCCAAUGGCACGCGGGUGCCCAUGGAAGUGGUACUGCUGAAGAAGGUGAGCUCGGGCUUCCCCGGCGUCAUCCGCCUCCUGGACUGGUUCGAGAGGCCCGACAGUUUCGUGCUGAUCCUGGAGAGGCCCGAGCCGGUGCAGGACCUCUUCGACUUCAUCACGGAGAGGGGCGCCCUGCAGGAGGAGCUGGCCCGCAGCUUCUUCUGGCAGGUGCUGGAGGCCGUGCGGCACUGCCACAGCUGCGGGGUGCUCCACCGGGACAUCAAGGACGAGAACAUUCUCAUCGACCUCAGCCGCGGCGAGCUCAAGCUCAUCGACUUCGGGUCGGGGGCGCUGCUCAAGGACACGGUCUACACGGACUUCGAUGGGACCCGAGUGUAUAGCCCUCCGGAGUGGAUCCGCUACCAUCGCUACCACGGCAGGUCGGCGGCUGUCUGGUCCCUGGGGAUCCUGCUGUACGACAUGGUCUGUGGGGAUAUUCCCUUCGAGCAUGACGAGGAGAUCAUCAGGGGCCAGGUCUUCUUCAGGCAGAGGGUCUCUUCAGAGUGUCAGCAUCUCAUUAAGUGGUGUUUGGCCCUGAGACCAUCAGAUCGGCCCUCCUUCGAAGACAUCCAGAACCACCCAUGGAUGCAAGAUGUUCUCCUGCCCCAGGAAACGGCCGAGAUCCAUCUCCACAGCCUGACGCCGGAGCCCAGCAAAUAACAGCUCUUCUGGCAGGUCCUCCCUCCCUGUCGGAUGGUCCAGGAGGGGAAGCUUCCUAAGUACCAGUGACACGUCUCACCAAGCAGGACAGGACUUGAUACAGGAACAAUAUUUCCAACUCAUUCCAGAGCCCAGGGCCCCUGGAGGCAGUCUCCACACGGGGAGGAAGAGACUCCACUCCAGGGGGCCUACGUCUCAGCUCCCCUAGAUGUGCGCUCCCCUCAUUCUGUCCCGGCAUUGCCGGACUUCUGCGAAGGCCGGGGGGUGGGGGUGGGGGCGUUGAGAAACCCUGCCAUGGGACUGGCCUGUUCCUUCAUCACGAGUUCUGCUGAU